This is a messenger RNA of Lampris incognitus (smalleye Pacific opah), 2553 nucleotides long. RefSeq names its product 7-dehydrocholesterol reductase (gene dhcr7). The record is from RefSeq and is a predicted model, not a curated record. Lineage: Eukaryota; Metazoa; Chordata; Actinopteri; Lampriformes; Lampridae. Gene Ontology annotation, biological process: cholesterol biosynthetic process; brassinosteroid biosynthetic process. Bases 42 to 1478 code for a protein of 478 amino acids. Gene Ontology annotation, molecular function: 7-dehydrocholesterol reductase activity. The transcript has 8 exons. Gene Ontology annotation, cellular component: endoplasmic reticulum membrane.
AUCAAGGAAGGCACCGCCGACUACUGCUGUUUUCCAGCGAGAUGAAUGGUGCAGUGGCCAUGGAGGCGACAAGGAGGCGUACCAAGUCUGGUACCAAUGGUAAAUUGUCUGAAGACGGGGAGGAGCCAGCUCAGUGGGGCAGAGCAUGGGAGGUAGACUGGUUUUCUCUGAUAAGUGUCAUCGGGCUGCUUUGCUGCGCUCCAUUCAUCGUGUUCUACUUUGUGAUGGCCUGUGACCAGUACCAGUGCUCUGUCAGCAAGCCUCUCAUCAAGCUGCUCCAGGGUGAGACCACUCUGUUGGCCAUCUGGGCCCUGACACCAUCUUUCACUUGGACUGCUGCCAAAAUAUAUGCCAUCUGGGUGGCCUUCCAGGUCUUCCUGUACAUGUAUAUUCCUGAUAUCAUCCAUAAAUUCAUUCCUGGCUAUGCGGGUGGUGUUCAGGAUGGAGCACGUACUCCUGCUGGCCUGAUCAACAAAUAUGAGAUCAACGGGCUGCAGUGCUGGGUGAUCACUCAUGUCCUGUGGUUGGCCAAUACCCACUAUUUCCACUGGUUCUCCCCUACCAUCAUCUUUGACAACUGGAUCCCCCUGAUGUGGUGUGCCAAUAUACUUGGCUACGCUGUCUCCACCUUUGCCUUCAUAAAGGCCUAUCUCUUCCCUACUAAUGCUGAAGACUGCAAGUUCACAGGCAAUUUGUUCUACAACUACAUGAUGGGCAUUGAGUUCAACCCGCGUGUCGGGAAGUGGUUUGACUUCAAGCUGUUCUUCAACGGCCGGCCUGGCAUCGUGGCUUGGACCCUCAUCAACCUGUCAUACAUGGCCAAACAGCAGGAGUUGUACGGCCACGUCACCAACUCCAUGAUACUAGUCAACUUGCUGCAGGCCAUCUAUGUGUUGGAUUUUUUCUGGAAUGAGGCAUGGUAUUUAAAGACCAUUGAUAUCUGUCAUGAUCACUUUGGAUGGUACUUGGGUUGGGGAGACUGUGUCUGGCUGCCCUACCUCUACACACUCCAGGGUCUGUAUCUGGUUUACCACCCAGUGCAGCUCUCCACCCCACAUGCCCUGGCUGUUCUUUCCCUGGGCCUGGUUGGCUAUUACAUCUUUCGCUCCACCAAUCAUCAGAAGGACCUAUUUCGAUGCACCGAGGGCAACUGCACCAUCUGGGGACACAAGCCAACCUUCAUUGAGUGCUCAUAUCACUCCGCAGACGGUGGGGUCCACCGCAGCAAGCUGCUCACCUCAGGCUUUUGGGGUGUGGCGCGCCACUUCAAUUAUACCGGCGACCUGAUGGGCUCACUGGCAUACUGCGUAGCCUGCGGCUUUGGCCACCUGCUGCCAUACUUUUACAUUGUCUACAUGACCAUCCUGCUGGUCCACCGCUGUGUGCGUGAUGAACACCGCUGCAGCAGCAAAUACGGCAAAGACUGGAGGCGCUACACUGAUGUCGUGCCUUAUCGUCUCAUCCCCGGAAUGUUCUGAAGAACUGAAAGAGUGAUGAGAGAAAUAGAGGGAGGGAGUGAAGGUCAGCAAUAAGUAGAUGAAAGGGGGAAAAGAUGGCACAAUUGACAUGGGUUGUGGGUAGGCAAAGAGUUAUACAUAGUAUGUUUGUGUGUGUUGGAGGAGGAGGAUUCUUCAUAUGGAUCAUGAGUACACUGCGUUGAUACACUUUUAAUACUACACAUGAUAUACACUGUGUAUGCAUUUCUUGGCAUGUAUGCAUAUACUAUAUAUACAUGUAUACAUGUGUGUUCAAUACUGGCUUAUCUUAUAAUGCCAGAGGACAUUUCCAUGUUUUGCUGCCUUAUAUUGAAGGCUGCUUGGUGAACCACUCCGCUGCUUUGGGUCUUGUCUGCUAUAACUGCAUUAAGAAAAGUACAUUCCUAGUGAAACUCGCAUAGAUGAGACGGUAGAAGUAACUGGUUUGAGUGAACACAGUCUGACAAGCCUUUACCAGGGUAGGAAAAACGAAAAAACCUUUAAAAAAGAGACAGGUCUGCAUGCUGAGUUGCUGGCCCAAGGGACCAAACUUGGGGAUUUUUGUAAUUGGUGUAGAAUAAUAGGCAAAUAUUCUCAGACCCAUUUUUACUGUAUAUCUGAUAGUUCACAACUAUAUUGGUUAAAAUAUUGAGUUUGGGAUAGUUAAAGCUUGGUUUUAUUGGUGUGCAUUGGUCAGAAUGUGGCUAUGAGCUGCAGAGGUAAUGUUAUUUGUACAUGUAAAGUAGACUGUUGGUAAUAACAGUAGGAAUUUAGAAACAUGCUACUGUUGUUUCUGUUUGACUGAAUGCACAAGUAGCAUUUUUUAAGGCCAUUUCGCUCUUUGGGCUUUUCUAGGAAAUCAAUUUUGUAACUUCACAAAUGCACAACUCAUCAAACAGUCUCUUAGUUUGUGUUAAAUUUCUUCUUGACUUAGGAGUGUGGGCAUGUUCUGUUGACAGUCUUGUGUCCUGAAGUGUUUUUGUCCUGAUUUUGCCAUAUCCAGUCAUGUGUUUGCUGUUCUCAUUCCCUCACACUGCCUGGCAUCUUGUGAUGAAAUAAGAAAAUAAACCUUUUUAGA